This is a messenger RNA of Hemiscyllium ocellatum (epaulette shark), 588 nucleotides long. Its product is annotated as purpurin-like. Bases 1 to 588 code for a protein of 195 amino acids. NCBI's taxonomy places the organism in Eukaryota, Metazoa, Chordata, Chondrichthyes, Orectolobiformes, Hemiscylliidae. The transcript has 4 exons. Gene Ontology annotation, molecular function: retinoid binding; retinol transmembrane transporter activity. The record is from RefSeq and is a predicted model, not a curated record.
AUGGAUUACUCCAGGUUUGUCUUCCUGACAGUUCUCGCUUCAAUUAUAGAGGAUUCAUUUGCUACCUCCUGUGUGGUGGAUCAAUUCAGUGUGAAGAGUGGGUUUGACCACAAAAGGUAUUCUGGCAAGUGGUAUGCUGUGGCAAAGAAAGAUCCGGAAGGGCUCUUCCUUCAGGAUAACAUCUCAGCUGAAUACUUUGUGGAUGAUGAGGGAACAAUGACAGCUUUAUCAAAGGGAAGAGUGAAACUUUUUGGGUUCUGGGUAAUUUGUGCAGAUAUGGCAGCUCAGUAUAAUGUACCUGACCCUCACAUCCCAGGGAAAAUGGAAAUGGCUUACCAAGGACUUGCAAGCUACCUGUCCAGUGGAGGUGAUCACUACUGGGUUAUUGACACUGACUACGAUAACUAUGCCAUUACCUAUGCUUGCCGUAGACAGAAGGCUGAUGGAACCUGUGAUGAUGGUUAUGCUAUCGUCUUCUCCCGCAGCCCACUUGGUCUUCCACCAAACAUCCAGCGCAUUGUACGUCGGAAACAAGAAGAGAUUUGUCUCUCUGGACAGUUUGAACCAGUGCUGCAAUCUGGUGAGUAA